Emericellopsis cladophorae is the source of this 261-nucleotide messenger RNA. RefSeq lists its product as uncharacterized. The coding region runs from base 1 to 261 and encodes 86 amino acids. The record is from RefSeq and is a predicted model, not a curated record. Lineage: Eukaryota; Fungi; Ascomycota; Sordariomycetes; Hypocreales; Bionectriaceae. The transcript has 2 exons.
AUGAAAAUCAUCGUGGAGAAGAGCCUGUCCCACAGGUCGCCGCCUGGCCUGCUGGACCUUCGGAAGAACCUAGAGGCCCGCGCUGCCACGACUUACGCCCCGCCUCCUAAACCAUCUGAGCAGACCAUAGGCACCGAUAAAAGAGACCGUGUUCUCGGCACCGGGGCACGCACGCCGCGUAGCUUGGCCGCCGAUGCCCAACGACAAGCGGAGCACAGACAGAAGUUUCGGCCGGAGGAUCCAGCGACGAGGAAUCUGUGA